UCGGCCUCGCUCGCCGCGGCCGCGACCGCCGGAGUCGGCGCGCGGCAGGGGCAGCCUUCUCCACGGAGAGCCCCGCUGUCAGCUGCCCCAGAGGAAGAUGCUGCGUGGACGUGGCAGGCCUGGCAUGGCCGUGCACGUGGGCGCAGCCCUGGGCGUGCUGUGGUUCUGCCUCACAGGAGCCGUGGAGGUCCAGGUCCCUGAAGACCCGGUGGUGGCCCUGGUGGGCACGGACGCCACCUUGCGCUGCUCCUUCUCCCCCGAGCCCGGCUUCAGCCUGGCGCAGCUCAACCUCAUCUGGCAGCUGACGGACACCAAACAGCUGGUGCACAGCUUCGCCGAGGGCCGGGACCAGGGCAGCGCCUACGCGAACCGCACGGCGCUCUUCCCGGACCUGCUGGCUCAGGGCAACGCGUCCCUGCGGCUGCAGCGCGUGCGCGUGGCGGACGAGGGCAGCUUCACCUGCUUUGUGAGCAUCCGGGACUUCGGCAGUGCUGCGGUCAGCCUGCAGGUGGCCGCCCCCUACUCGAAGCCCAGCAUGACCCUGGAGCCCAACAAGGACCUGCGGCCUGGGGACAUGGUGGCCAUCACGUGCUCCAGCUACCGGGGCUACCCCGAGGCCGAGGUGUUCUGGCAGGAUGGGCAGGGCGCGCCCUUGACCAGCAACGUGACCACGUCGCAGAUGGCCAACGAGCAGGGCUUGUUCGACGUGCACAGCGUCCUGAGGGUGGUGCUGGGCGCUAAUGGCACCUACAGCUGCCUGGUGCGCAACCCGGUGCUGCAGCAGGACGCGCAUGGCUCCGUCACCAUCACAGGGCAGCCCAUGACAUUCCCCCCUGAGGCCCUGUGGGUGACCGUGGGGCUGUCCAUCUGUCUCGUCGCACUGCUGGUGGCCCUGGCCUUCGUGUGCUGGAGAAAGAUCAAACAGAGCUGCGAGGAGGAGAAUGCAGGAGCUGAGGACCAGGAUGUAGAGGGAGAAGGAUCCAAGACAGCCCUGCAGCCUCUGAAACACUCCGAAAGCAAAGAAGAGGACGGACAAGAAAUAGCCUGACCACCAGGACCAGGGAGCUGCUGCCCCCGCCCUGGGACUCCCAUCCUCUGGCUGCACUGGGGCCCAGUGUGAGCCUUGCCCCCAGCAGAUGGGUUCCCCUCUGGCAGGUGUGCUCGUUCUCCAAAGGAUGUGACACCCAGGCCACCCUGCAGCCUUACUUCUCAAUGGACGCGAUUCCCAAGUCAUCCUGCUGCCUUCUUUCUUAGGGACACAGCACACAGACCACCCCCCACCUUAUUUCUCCAAGCCGCCCUGCCUGCUGCCUUAUUUCUCCAGUGACACACUACAUACACCAUCCUGCUGCCUUAUUCUUAGGGACACAGUGCACAGACCCACGGACCACACGACCACCCUAUUCCUCCAAUGCCACACGGGCCAUCUGACUGCCUUUUUCCCCCAAAGGGCGCAAUAUUCAGACUGACCCCUGCCUUAUUUCUCCAAGGACACGAUGCACAGUCGCCCCUUGCUGUGUUGCCAGUGGCCCCGAUACACUGGGUGUGGUUGCUCGGCCCUGUCCCCAACCCCUGCACAGAGUCCCAUCUGCCCCGGCAGGGCACGAAGCCUCGGCAUCUCCUAGAGCCCUGUGGCUGUCUCUUCGUCCUGUCUCCUCCCGCUCUGGCCCCAAAGUUGGCCUUUUCCCUCCCCACCAAGUCAAGACAAGGCCUCUCCCCUGCCACACACAGGUGUGCAGAGACGCACAGGUGCACGUGCUGGAACACGGAACGCAUGUGGUCUUCCCCUGGCCCAGUCUCCUGCGCGGUGCCUCGGGCUGUGCCCUGCGAGGCCUUCUUCUCUGCCUGGCCUCCCCACGGGAAGCGUGUGCUGGUCACACUGGUUCUCUGGGGGUCUUCAGUGGAUCCCCUGGGGGUUAGCUUCUGUCCCUCUGCUUUUCCUGCUGUUGGAGCCUUUGUUUCUUCCUUUUGGUUUAUCCAUUUAAUUAACAUGUAUCGAGCAAGCACAGGGUGUCAGCACUGUGCCAGGCGGUGGGGGCCCCUCCCUCGAGCGUCUGCCCCUGCAGCUGGGCAGCAGCUUCACCGCCUGCAGUUCACGGGCAGCUCCUGCUUUGCUCCCUGCUGUGCCCACAGCCUCCUGGAUACCUCACCCCCCUCCCACCCCUGGUUCUUACCCAGAGCACAGGGUGGGGGCAGAAACCUAGAGGGAGGAACACAGCCCCUUGCCACAAGUAGGGCAUCUGGUGGGUUCCAAAGUGUCUUUCCAGGUGUGAGCAGGUGGCCAAGGCCCUCCACACCUUGCAUAGCAGCAGCGUGGGCGAAGCCUGGGGCCUCUCGGAGCCUGGGGUGGGGCAGGGCCAGCAGGGCUUCCAGGACACAGAGGGGACUCCCCCCCACUCUCACCACGGUGCUAUUCUGGGGCCAGGGCAGACACCUCCUGGCUUGCCUCCGGCCGGCCCCCAGCCUCCAGUAGAGCAGAACUUGUGAUGUUCCGUCGCCUUCUGGAUGGCAUCUCUCCCUACCCAGCAGUGGAAGAUGUGAGGAUUUCUAAUUUAAAUGUGGGACUCCGAGGAGUUUUAUAAACUGGGGAUGUAUUUUGGGAAAAAUAAAUGUCUUUGUAAAAA
Propithecus coquereli (Coquerel's sifaka) is the source of this 2624-nucleotide messenger RNA. It is a transcript of the gene CD276, whose product is annotated as CD276 molecule. The transcript is spliced from 9 exons. The record is from RefSeq and is a predicted model, not a curated record. The coding region runs from base 98 to 1048 and encodes 316 amino acids. Lineage: Eukaryota; Metazoa; Chordata; Mammalia; Primates; Indriidae.